This is a messenger RNA of Diospyros lotus (date-plum), 312 nucleotides long. RefSeq names its product glycine-rich protein 5-like. Lineage: Eukaryota; Viridiplantae; Streptophyta; Magnoliopsida; Ericales; Ebenaceae. The transcript has a single exon. The record is from RefSeq and is a predicted model, not a curated record. The coding region runs from base 1 to 312 and encodes 103 amino acids.
AUGCCUGCUAUUAAGCUCUGUUUCCCACUGCUUCUCUGUGCUCUUCUUCUUUCCGCUUAUUUUUCCACCCCCACCCAAGCAACAGCAGCAGCCGAAGCAGAAGCAGAAGCAUUUCAGGACCAGAAAGAUAAACUGCUUCCCACUUACGAUAAUAUUCCUGGUUAUCAAGGCGAUGCUGCUGCCGGCGGGGGGGCGCCUCCAUUAGGCUUUGGCGCCGGUGGACAGUUUGGUGCCGGAGCUGGUGGCCGGUUCGGCGGCGUUGGAGCUGGGUUUGGCGGCGGAGCUGGUGGCUGGCUUGGCGGCGGACCUUAA